AAACCUGGUUGAGCGAAAACCAUGCUCGCGGGGCCGGCCACGGCUGCACUCGACGAGUGGGACGACUACUGCCUGCCGGACGACGUCCUCAAUGCGAUGCUCGAUGCCGCCGCGCCCGCCAUGCCCGCCGCGCCGGCCGCAGCCACCGCACCGUCUCCGCACCCUGCGCCGUCGAGCAACAUGUUCAGCUCCUUUUUCCCGCCGGGUCCCCUGGCCGCUGCCGCCGGGGCGGCUACGUCGCACGCGCCGGCGCCGCAGUUGUCGUCCGCGGUGGGCGGGCGGAUGCCGCACGCGGCGGCAGCGCCGCCGCAUCAGCUCGCCCACCAGCCGCCGCCGCAGCGGCAGCUACGGCAGCAGCUCCCGCCGCCACCGUUGCCGCAACCACAGCCGCAGCCGCAGCCGCCAGUCGACCCGGCCCGAGCUCCGCCGCACCAGCUGCCAGCGCCCCUUCCGCCGGGGGGCGCCUUGGGCGGCGGGGCGGAGUCGCAGCUGCACCGGUACGUCGGCGAGGUGGAGGUGCUGCGCGCGCGGCUGGGCGAGGCGGAGCAGACCUCCGCGAGGGCAAGGCAGCGCGAGGAGGCACUGAAGGCAGAGUACGACGCCGAGCUCCGUCGGCGAGAGAGCGCCGAGGCGGAGGCGCUCCGGCAGCUGCAGUCGACGCUCGCAUUUCGUGAGCAGGAGCUCGAGCGGACGGCGCGCGACCUCGAGCGGGCGCGCGCCGCUCUGCGCGCAUCGGGAAGCCUCGCUCCUCCCCUGCCGGCCGGCGGCGCCGCUGCGGAGCGCUCUGCCGCCGGGCGAGCGGCGGAGCCGGCCGCUGUCGAGGGGGGCAGGCAGGGAGGGAGGGAGGGAGGGAGGCCGCCGCUGGCGACGAGGCAGCCGCCGCAGCCGCGGGCGCACGCCGCUUGUUCGUCGGCGGCGGGGGGUGCAGGAAUGCAGGACUCGCCCCCGCUCUUUUGCGGCGCGAGCAGCAGCAGCAAGGGGCCGCCCCGCACGCCGGCCCUCAGCGGCGCGAGGCGGCCGCACCGGCUUUCGGGGAGCGGCGGCGGGGGCAGCGAGCGCGCCGCGCAGGCCCAGACCCCCUCGCACCCCCCGGCGUGGGCGGGCGCGCCUCGUACCGCGGAUGGCGCCGCCGCCGCCGAGUCGCUCGGCCGGCGGAAGAGCUCGCCCUCUCCUCCGCGGCUGGUGGCGCCCGAUCGGACCCUUCUUCCCGACGACACCGACGAGCAGCCCUCGCCGCCGCCAGAGUCGAGGCUCGCGCCCGCCGAUGCCAACCUCGACCGCGCCCCGCCCGCCGCCGCCGACCCGCUCGCUGAGUCGAGCUCUCCGAUGCAACUCGACGGGCCAGUGGACGCCCCGGAAGGCGCUCGCGAGAGUGAGGCGCCAUCGCACGGCGGCGGCGGCGGGAUGAUCGCCGCCGGCGACGCGUUGGUGGCGGCGGGGGGCGGCACUGGCGGCGCCGCCGGCCCGGCCGCGGUGCGUCGGCACCCCGCGCUCUUGUUGCCGCUGCUGAUGCGGCCUGGCGGCCCGCUGCAGAGGCUGGUGCUGCUCUCGACCACGGUUGGGCACGGCGGCGGCGGAGUGAGCGCGAGCCAGUUGCUCGCCGCCACGAAUCAGCUCCUCGAUGCCACGUCCCAGCUCGCCUCGGGCGACUGCCACGCGCCCGCACUCCUCGCCGCCCUCCAGCCGUACCUCUGCUGCUUCAGCCCCGGCUGGCGCGACGAGGCGCGUGCGGGCGCUGCGGGCGGGGGCGAAAGCGGCUGGCUGGCCGCGCUGCCUCGGCCCGCUUCUGUCCACGGCACCGCCACUCACACUUUGGGCGGCAUCGCCGGGGGCGAUGCCGGCGGAGGUGGCGCGCGCGCCCUGCUCGUCGCCGCUCUUGCCACCGUCUGCGCGCUCUUUGGAGCCUCUGCGGAGUGUCGCGCCGUCGCGUUGCCGGCGAGGGAGACGGGUGGCGGCGGCGGCGACGGUGGAGCGUCGCCGGGCGAGGCAGCCGGCGAUGUGGAGAUGGGGGAGGCGUCGAGGACGGGCCCGAGGACGGUGGACGCGCUGCUCGCGCUGGCAAACUCGGAGAUGGGGCGGAUCGCGACCGCCCCUUCGAGGCGGGGCGUGUUCGACGACUCCUCGGUCAUCCUCCCCGCCGUCCGCGCCCUCUCGCUGCUUCUUUGGGCCGAGCCGCCGCUUGCAGCAGCCCCGUGUCCACCAGCCUUCCGGCGGUGGUUUGGCGAUGACGGCGACGACGGCGACGAGGUGGCCGGGUGCACGUUCAGCGCGCUGCUCAGCGAGCGCUCUCCGCAUCCGGUCCGACUGGCCACGAUCGCGCUGCUCGAGUCGGUCUUGCGGUCGGAGGAGGCGUUUGGCAUCCUCGUCAAGCCGGCUGCGCCGCCCCGCCGCUCCUCGGCCGCGGGCAGGCUGGCGGCGCUGCUCUCGACGCAGCACAAGCGGACACACACGCAGUCGGGCCGCGCGGCGAGUGGUGUGGUGGGCGCUGCGCUGGGCGGCGACGGGUGGGGGUCCGCCCUGCCGCGGUGUGGAGCCGACUCUGUCGGGCUGGCGGCCCGUGGGGCGGCGGUGGCGAGCGCGUUUCCCGAGGAGCUCGAUGCGGAGGGGUGGGAGGACGGGGAGGGGAGCGCGGUCGGCGGAGAGGGGUGUCGGCAUGGCUGGCCGCAGCGAGGUCGGCCCGAGGCGCGAGAGAGCUGCGCCGCCCUGCGCCUCUUCUCGCGCCUCGCCGUCGCGCAUCCCGCUGCGCCGCGCCGCCUCCUCGACCCGCUGCUCGAUCUGGCGCUGCCCGUCCGGCUCGUGUCCCUGCUCCAGGCGCAGGUCCAUUGGCUCUUCUCGGGCGGCCGCGCCGACCCACUCGAGCUCGCCCUCGUCGAGGACUCGCUGCUGCUGCUCCUCGAGCUCGCGCGCUGCACCGAGAUGUGCGUGGAGCUCGCCGGCGGGUCGUGGAUUGCCGACUUGUCUGUGGUGACGGAGCAUCUCGUGCGCAACGAGGUGCACCCCGCCCUCGCACGCCUCGGCCUCCCGGCCAAGAUGCUGCAGAACGCGCUGAAGCCGGCCGCUCUCCGCGGAUGAGCGAACAGCGCGCGGGGAAGCUUGGACCCCUCCCCCCGCGCCCCCGGGGGCGACUCCCGCAAGCCAACGAGCCGCAAGCCGUACGUACACUGUGACUGUCCAUGAAGCCGCCGAGGACCUACACGGGGGGAGAUGGCUGUGCUCUGCGGGGCGCAGAGGGCGCUGAGUACCGUGACAGUCCCGAGAGUCCUUCUGACAUGUGAGUGAAAGUGCUCUGAGUCUUGAAAAAUUCGAAGCAUAAGAAUUUU
This is a messenger RNA of Emiliania huxleyi CCMP1516, 3320 nucleotides long. RefSeq lists its product as hypothetical. The transcript has 3 exons. Lineage: Eukaryota; Haptophyta; Isochrysidales; Noelaerhabdaceae. The record is from RefSeq and is a predicted model, not a curated record. The coding region runs from base 22 to 3072 and encodes 1016 amino acids.